CUGUUACAGAAUAAUAUAAAAUUCAAAUUAGCGAAAAGUUUAUUUUCUUUUAUAGAUACGGACGACGGUCCUCCAAGAAAAAGGGCCAAGACCCCACCGAGCAUUUCGUGUGCCUCUUCAGUUCAAAGUUUGUACAGCGAAAGCUUUGAUUUCACACCGGGUACGUUGGAAAUGCAAGGAUCGAAAAUCACAAAGACCCAGUAUGGAUACAGAACCUUGCAUGACACAUCUGCCAAGAUGUCUCUGAAAGUGACCGGAUAUCCUCUGCCUGUGAUAACAUGGUUCAAAGACGGUCAGCUGCUUGAAGAAGAUGAACGGCACAAAUUUUAUUCUGACGAGGACGGAUUCUUUGCGAUGACCAUCGAUCCGGUCCUAGAAAGCGACACUGGACGUUACACCUGUGUUGCGACCAAUGAGUACGGACAAGCGACCACUUCGGCGUUUUUCAGGGUUGUGAGAGCCGAACGCGAUCCGGAGCCACCACGCUUUCUGACUAAGUUGCAGGAUCUCGAGGUCAAAGAAGGUGAAUCGAUAAGCGUUCAUUGCGAAGUGGAAGGAUGGCCAGAGCCUAAUAUUGAGAUUUACUUUGGUGGACAGUUGAUUCUUCCGUCACAUGACCUUAACGUCGAAUACGACGGCAGGAACGUAACGCUGACCAUUAAAAACGUACAGAUGCAAGACGCAGGAGAAUAUGUCAUCAAGCUUAAGAACUCCUCAGGAGAGGUGGAACAUGCGGUGAGGAUCAAUAUUGAGGAGAAUCCUGAUUUGCGGAAAUCUGAGCCCAAAUUUCAAUUGGUCAUCGAAAACGCGACUGUUACCGAAGAGGACGAUGUCAGGUUCAAAGUUAUUUGUACGGGCGAUCCGGAGCCGGAUGUGUCCUGGUUUUCAAAUGGCACGUUGCUGACGAACUCAGAAAAGGUUAACAUUCAUGGAGAAGAUGGAAUCUAUUACUUGGACAUUAAAAACGUCUCUUCUCACUUUGACGGCGAGAUCAGCUGUGCCGCAAUCAACAGAAUCGGCGAAUGUCGCUGCACAGCACAUCUUCAAGUUGUGAAACAGAACUGCGCACCAACCUUCGAAUUGGAAGUGUGCGACCAAGCUGUGGCCGUGGGGGACACAGCCAAGUUUCAGGUAUACAUCGAUGCAAAACCGGAGCCUGCUGUCACGUGGACUUUAAACGGAAAACCUGCCAACGAUGUACCGGACGUGGAGAUUUCGUCCAAAGUUGCCGCCGGAUGCUAUACGUUGGAAAUUCAUAACGCCUCCGUCGAACAGAGUGGCGAGAUUGUAUGUACAGCAAGCAAUGAACUGGGAGAGGCUGCCUCAAGUGGCCGACUCCUGGUCAGACCUGGCCGUAUGGCCCCCUUGUUCAAAGAAAAACUGCACGACACUUGUGUCAGCCUUGGAGAUGCCGUUUCGUUGCAGGUCGUGAUUGAGGCCUUGCCUCUGGCGCACGUAGAAUGGUCGGUGAACGGAAAGUACGUGAAAGACGAAGAUGUAUCAAGGUUCCGAAAAAUAACUAGGGAGAAUGGCGUCUAUGUCUUGGAAAUACUGAAAGUGGAGGAAGACACAUCGGGCAAUGUCACUUGCACCGCUGAAAACAGUCUUGGUCACUCGUCUUGCGAAUGUCUUUUGUCACUCAAAGAAGAGGUAGAAUUUUUCAAAACCAAACUGCCUGAACAAUCCCAAAUGACUGAAGGAAGUAAAGCGAUUUUUACUGUAAGCUUUGCCGCUGAACAAGUGCUGAGGCCAGGAAAGUGGCGAAUAAAUGGCAAACUGCUAAAACCGUCGAAAAGCGUGAAAAUUACCGACAGCGAAUGCACCUCUACGCUUGAAAUUUAUCCUAUAUCCUCCAUGUUCAACGGAGAUGUGAGUUAUGAGUGCGAAACUGAAAGUGGAUUAUCAAAGACGUCGACUGAGGUCAAAGUACUGGAACCAGCAGAGCCAACAUUUUCUUCGCCUCUGCCACUGUCGACAUAUGGACAUCUGGGCGAAUCACUCGUUUUGGAAACUGUAGCUUCGGUUUCUUUGUCAAAUGAAGUUCACUGGUUCUUGAACGAGAAAGAAAUAAUCGAUUCAGGUGCAUUCCGAAUGUUUAGCGAUGGGAAGGGAAAGUAUUCGCUGGAAAUCAAGAGCUUCAAGAAGGAAUUCUGCGGCGAGAUUUCUUGUAUGGUUAAGAAUGCUGUUGGGAAAGUGUCAUGCAAGACUUUAGUGUCACUUCCAAAGGAAGAGGUUAUGCCUGAGAUUGCUUUGCCGUUGCAAAGCAUUGAGGUUCUGGAGGGAGAAACCGCGAAGCUAGAAGUCAAUAUCAAUGAGGCCGCAGAAUGCGAAGCACAAUGGAAAAUCAACGGUGUUAAGUGCGAAGCAAUGCCUGAAUGCAAAACGAAGGAAAACGAGCGAGGAUCUUACUCACUAGAAAUCUCUCCAGUGUCUGAGAAGCAUAACGGCACCGUUGAGGUGACACUGUUUAACAAAGCAGGAAGAGUAUCGUCGAAUUGUUCACUGACGGUCAAGCCAAAGACGCCUCCAAGGAAACCUGAGUUUCUGACGUCACUCAGCUCAGUGAGCCUGUUUGAAGGAGAUAGCCUCAAAUUCAAGUUGAAAAUAGUCGGCCAACCUAAACCGGAAGUAAAGUGGUACAUAAACAACCGAUUAAUCGUAUCAGCUGAGGACGUUACUUUGACCUACGACAGCGAAGAGUGUGGCAUGGACAUAGCCGACGUGUGCACUGAAAUGAACGGAUGUAUCAAGUGCGUUGCCACGAAUUCGGCAGGCACAGCCGAGACCUCAGCCAUGAUAACUGUUAACCGUCAGAUUCCGGUAGAGUUUAUUCAAGGACUGGAAGAUGCGGUAUGCAGAGAAGGGGACACACUGAAACUGACAGCUGUGCUAAUCGGUGCUCCGACUCCAGAUGUCACGUGGUACAUCAAUGGCAGACAGUUGACUGAGUCUAAGAACGUCCAGAUCAAGAAGGAGCAGACCACGUACACGGCCGUAGUUCAGGACAUUACAUUGGACUAUUCGGGCGAGAUUAUUUGCAUAGCCAAGAACGAGUAUGGCGAAGCCCGAUCCUCUUCGAAACUGACGGUUACGCCUAAGGGCAUACCUCCGGAUUUCAUUGAGUGGAUAAACAACCUCGCGGCAAUGGAAGGCGAUUGCGUAACCCAGAAGGUGAAGUUCACGGGCGAUCCGUGCCCGACCAUCGUCUGGUACUUGAACGGCGAAAUAAUCGGAAAUAGUGACAACUUCAGCAUUGCAACCGACGAGAGUACUUCUACACUAAUCAUCAAGCGUUUCAACUCUAAAUGUGUUGGAGAAUUGGUGUGCAAAGCCGAAAACGAAGCUGGCGAAGUUUCUUGCACGGCUAACAUGCAGUUAGGAUCAAAGUAA
This is a messenger RNA of Soboliphyme baturini, 3390 nucleotides long. NCBI's taxonomy places the organism in Eukaryota, Metazoa, Nematoda, Enoplea, Dioctophymatida, Soboliphymatidae. The record is from the annotation of a GenBank genome assembly.